This is a messenger RNA of Peromyscus leucopus (white-footed mouse), 8008 nucleotides long. It is a transcript of the gene Kat6b, whose product is annotated as lysine acetyltransferase 6B. Gene Ontology annotation, molecular function: histone acetyltransferase activity; DNA binding. NCBI's taxonomy places the organism in Eukaryota, Metazoa, Chordata, Mammalia, Rodentia, Cricetidae. Gene Ontology annotation, cellular component: nucleosome; MOZ/MORF histone acetyltransferase complex. The transcript has 17 exons. The record is from RefSeq and is a predicted model, not a curated record. Gene Ontology annotation, biological process: nucleosome assembly; regulation of DNA-templated transcription. Bases 617 to 6763 code for a protein of 2048 amino acids.
CCUGAGGGGCAGCUUUCCUCUCCAGCCGGAGUCUGACAUCCCCACUCCCACCCGAGGAUGCCUGUCCGCAGUCGCUGAAUGUCACUGCUCCCUCUUCCUCCCGAUCAGGGUAGACACAGCUCCUGAGGCAUCCCCCACCCCAAAACUGCCGCGGUCGCCCGAGGGUACGAAGCCCGGGAGAAGGACGAAGUUUGGGGUCCACGGCGGCGGGAGGGGGGCGCGUUUGAGAAGACCGCACCUCAGUCCCAGACCUGGCGGACACACUCCCCGCCCCAAAACGGCCCAGGCGUCCCCAUCCUCUCGAGGACACCGGUAUCCCCGCCCUCCCCCGAGGGCUGUGAGCGGAGCCCCCCGGGGCGGAGGCAGGUCUUGAUUUCCUAAAGAUGUCUUUCACUUGAAGAGUGCUGUCUUUCCCAUUGGUGAACUAAGACAACUGUCAACAUUGCCUGGCUGUCCUCUUCGUCACUUAAGGAUGGUUGUCCCUAAGAUGUUGCUUGGCCUGGGCAGGGAUCCUCUGCCUGUUUGUUGAAUUGUGACUUUCGAAUGUGCAGGUUGUGUUAAGUACAAGGAGAACCUCUAUGGGUAACGUCUGUGUUGGAGAAGCCAUUUGUCAACCAUGGUAAAACUUGCAAACCCACUUUACACAGAGUGGAUUCUUGAAGCAGUGCAGAAAAUCAAAAAGCAAAAGCAGCGGCCCUCGGAAGAGCGAAUCUGCCAUGCUGUCAGCACAUCCCAUGGCUUGGAUAAGAAGACGGUCUCCGAGCAGCUGGAACUCAGUGUUCAGGAUGGCUCUGUUCUCAAAGUCACCAACAAAGGCCUUGCUUCGUAUAAGGACCCAGACAACCCUGGGCGGUUCUCAUCAGUUAAACCAGUCACUUUCCCUAAGUCGGCCAAGGGCUCGAAAGGACCAUGCAGCGAUCUACGCAAUGUGGAUUGGAACAGACUUCUAAAGAGAGCAAUCGAAGGCCUUGAGGAGCCAAAUGGCUCCUCCUUGAAGAACAUCGAGAAGUAUCUCAGAAAUCAGAGUGAUCUCACAGGCACCACCAACCACCCAGCCUUUCAGCAGAGGCUGCGAUUAGGGGCCAAGCGUGCUGUGAACAAUGGGAGGUUACUGAAGGAAGGACCACAGUACAGGGUCAAUUAUGGGAGCUCAGAUGGCAAAGGGGCGCCUCAGUACCCCAAUGCUUUUCCAUCCUCACUCCCGCCCGUCAGCCUUCUACCCCACGAGAAAGACCAGCCCCGUGCCGAUCCCAUUCCAAUCUGUAGCUUCUGUCUGGGGACUAAGGAGUCCAAUCGUGAGAAGAAACCAGAGGAGCUCCUGUCCUGUGCAGACUGUGGCAGCAGCGGACACCCAUCCUGUUUGAAAUUUUGUCCUGAAUUAACCGCCAAUGUGAAGGCCUUGAGGUGGCAGUGCAUCGAGUGCAAGACAUGCAGCGCAUGUCGGGUCCAGGGCAAAAAUGCAGAUAAUAUGCUUUUUUGUGAUUCCUGUGAUAGAGGAUUCCAUAUGGAGUGCUGUGACCCACCACUUUCCAGAAUGCCAAAAGGGAUGUGGAUUUGCCAAGUCUGCAGACCAAAGAAAAAGGGAAGAAAACUACUCCAUGAGAAAGCCGCACAAAUAAAACGACGAUAUGCAAAACCCAUUGGACGGCCGAAAAAUAAAUUAAAGCAACGAUUGUUGUCUGUAACCAGUGAUGAAGGAUCCAUGAAUGCAUUCACAGGAAGGGGGUCACCUGGUAGGGGUCAAAAGACUAAAGUCUGUACCACACCUCCAUCUGGUCAUGCUGCGUCUGGGAAGGACUCAAGCAGCAGAUUGGCUGUUACAGACCCCACUCGGCCUGGUGCCACCACCAAAAUCACCACCACCUCCACCUACAUUUCUGCCUCUACACUUAAAGUUAACAAGAAAACCAAAGGGCUCAUUGAUGGCCUUACUAAGUUUUUUACACCAUCACCUGAUGGUCGCAGAUCACGAGGUGAAAUAAUAGACUUUUCAAAGCACUAUCGUCCAAGGAAAAAGGUCUCUCAGAAACAGUCAUGCACUUCUCAUGUGUUGGCCACAGGUACCACACAAAAGUUAAAACCUCCACCUUCUUCACUUCCACCCCCAACCCCCAUCUCUGGUCAGAGCCCCAGUUCACAAAAGUCCAGCAGUUCCUCUUCUUCUACCUCUCCCCAGAGUUCUUCCAGCCAGUCCAGUGAGCCCUCCUUUAGCAGUCUUACUAACAACAGCCAGCUGAAGGCACUCUUUGAUGGACUUUCUCAUAUCUAUGCCACUCAGGGGCAGUCUCGCAAAAAGGGACACCCAAGUUACGCAGCACCCAAACGCAUGCGUCGUAAAACUGAAUUCUCUUCCACGGCAAAAGCUAAAGCCCGUUUCUUUGGAAAAAGAGACGUUAGGAGCAGGUUUCUUGCUCGUUCCUCCUCUAGCUGGGGGAUGACUAGAGGACAUAUUUUUAAAGCCAUUGCUCACUUCAAGCGAACAACUUUUCUUAAAAAGCACAGGAUGCUAGGCAGAUUAAAAUAUAAAGUGACCCCUCAGAUGGGGACCCCGUCACCAGGGAAGGGGAGCUUGGCAGACGGAAGGAUUAACCCUGAUCAGGAUGAUGAUACUGAAAUUAAAAUAAGCAUCAAACAAGAAAGUACAGAUGUAAAUGUGAUCGGAAACAAGGAUGUCGUGACUGAAGAGGAUCUGGACGUUUUUAAGCAGGCCCAGGAACUGUCUUGGGAGAAAAUAGAGUGUGAAAGUGGAGUGGAAGACUGUGGUCGGUACCCUUCAGUAAUAGAGUUUGGAAAAUAUGAAAUCCAAACCUGGUACUCCUCGCCUUACCCACAGGAAUAUGCAAGAUUACCAAAGCUUUACCUGUGUGAAUUCUGUCUUAAAUAUAUGAAGAGUAAAAAUAUUUUGCUAAGACACUCAAAAAAGUGUGGAUGGUUUCAUCCUCCAGCGAAUGAAAUUUACCGAAGGAAAGACCUUUCAGUAUUUGAGGUUGAUGGGAAUAUGAGCAAAAUUUAUUGCCAAAACCUUUGCUUGUUAGCCAAGCUCUUCCUGGACCACAAAACAUUGUAUUAUGAUGUCGAGCCGUUCCUUUUUUAUGUCCUUACAAAAAAUGACGAGAAAGGCUGUCAUCUGGUUGGAUACUUCUCUAAGGAAAAGCUUUGCCAGCAGAAGUAUAAUGUCUCCUGCAUAAUGAUCAUGCCCCAGCACCAAAGGCAAGGGUUUGGACGCUUUCUCAUUGAUUUCAGCUAUUUGCUUUCUAGAAGAGAGGGCCAAGCAGGGUCUCCUGAAAAGCCACUUUCCGAUCUUGGCCGUCUCUCCUACCUGGCCUACUGGAAAAGUGUCAUCCUGGAAUAUCUCUACCACCACCACGAGAGACACAUUAGCAUCAAGGCCAUCAGCAGAGCUACAGGCAUGUGCCCACACGACAUCGCCACCACUCUGCAGCACCUCCACAUGAUCGACAGGCGAGAGGGCAGGUUUGUGAUCAUUAGAAGGGAAAAGUUGAUAUUGGGCCACAUGGAAAAGCUGAGAAACUGUUCCAGAACUAAUGAACUUGAUCCAGAGAGUCUGAGGUGGACCCCCAUUUUAAUUUCGAAUGCUGUGGUUUCUGAAGAAGAGCGGGAAGCUGAAAAGGAGGCGGAACGACUAAUGGAACAAGCCAGCUGCUGGGAAAAGGAGGAGCAAGAGACCCUGUCAUCUAGAGUUAACAGUAGGCAGUCGCCUGCAAAAGUACACUCGAAAAAUAAAUACUUGCAUUCUCCAGAGAGGCGGCCAGUGGCCGGGGAGCGAGGGCAGCUGUUAGAGCUGUCCAAAGAGAGUAGUGAGGAAGAGGAAGAUGACGAAGAGGAUGAAGAGGAAGAUGACGAAGAGGACGAAGAUGAGGACGAGGAAGAGAACAUUCAGACGUCUCCCCCACGUUUGACCAAACCACAGUCAGUUUCCAUGAAGAGAAAGAGGCCUUUUGUCGUAAAGAAGAAAAGGGGUCGUAAACGCAGAAGGAUCAACAGCAGUGUAACCACCGAGACCAUUUCCGAGACCACGGAAGUCCUGAAUGAGCCCUUUGACCACUCAGAUGAAGAGAGGCCGAUGCCGCAGCUGGAGCCUACCUGUGAGAUCGAGGUGGAGGAAGAGGGCAGGAGGCCAGUUCUGAGAAAAGCAUUCCAACAUCAGCCGGGGAAGAAACGGCAGGCAGAGGAAGAGGGAGGAAAAGACAAUCAUUUCUUCAAGAAUGCUGCCCUUUGUAGAAACAAUGUGGACGAUAAUGCAGGAAACUUGAAAGAAGGCAGCAAAGACAAUCCUGAACCUCAAAGGUGCAAACAAGUCUGGUCGAAAGGGACCAAGCGCGGCCUCUCCAAGUGGAAGCAAAGCAAGGAGAGGAAGACGGGCUUCAAACUGAACCUGUACACCCCACCAGAGACGCCCCUGGAGCCCGACGACCAGGUGACCGUGGAGGAGCAGAAGGGGGUCUCGGAAGACAAGGGCAGCCCUGUGGGGACAGAGCGGGAGGUGACGGAGACCAUGGAAACCCUGCUCCCGCAGGACGGGAAGAGAAGGGAGGAGACAGGCGCACCUGUGAGCCCCUGUAAGUCACCAGGUAAAAAGGUAGAUGAGGAGGACCCCAUCAAAGGUGAGGAGGAGGAGGAGGAAGAGGAGGAAGAGCGGGAGGAGGAGGAAGGAACUGCGGAAAAAGACCAAGAUGGUGCUCAAAGUAAAGACAAAGAGGAGCCAGAAAUCUCCACGGAGAAGGAAGACCCCGUGCAUCUGGAUGAUCACGAGGAGGAGGAGGAAGAGGAGGAGGAGCCAUCCCACAAUGAGGACCAUGACGCAGAUGACGAGGACGACAGCCACAUGGAGUCCGCCGACGUGGAGAGGGGUGACCUCCCCAAAGAAGCCUUCAAGGAUGCGCUAGAGAGCCAGGAAGCUUUUUUAGAUCUUAGUGUUCAGCCGAGUCACUCCAGCCCUGAGGUCCUGAUGGACUGCGGCGUUGACCUUGCAGUUGCGUGUGACAGUGAGCCGAAGGAGCUUGCCGGGGACCCUGGAACUGCACCUGAGUCUGAUGAGGAGCCCUCAGAAGAGCAGACACAGAAGCAGGACCAGAAGAACAGUGAUGGCGUCGAUGCUGAGCUCAAAGAGGCAGGCACAGCCCCUGUGGAGAUUGACUCGGAGACCGCCCAGGCUGUCCAGUCUUUGACCCAAGAAAACAGGGAACACGAUGACACCUUUCAGGAUUGUGCCGAGACACAAGAGGCCUGUAGAAGCCUGCAGAACUAUACACAUACAGACCAAAGUCCUCAAAUUGCCACCACACUGGACGAAUGCCAACAGUCAGACCACAGCCCGGUUUCGUCCGUCCAUUCCCAUCCUGGCCAGUCAGUCCGUUCUGUCAACAGCCCCAACGUCCCCGCCCUAGAGAACAGCUAUGCCCAAAUCAGUCCCGAUCAGACUGCUAUCACAGUGCCACCUCUGCAGAGCAUGGAGACCAGUCCGAUGAUGGACGUCCCGUCAGUCUCCGAUCACUCCCAGCAAGUCGUUGACAGUGGCUUUAGUGACCUGGGCAGUAUCGAGAGCACAACCGAGAACUACGAAAACCCAAGCAGCUACGACUCCACCAUGGGAGGCAGCAUCUGCGGGAACAGCUCUUCCCAGAACAGCUGCUCCUACAGCAGCCUCACCUCGAGCAAUCUGACACAGAGCAGCUGUGCCGUCACCCAGCAGAUGUCCAACAUCAGCGGGAGCUGCAGCAUGCUGCAGCAGACCAGUAUCAGCUCCCCUCCGACCUGCAGCGUCAAGUCCCCGCAGGGCUGUGUGGUGGAGAGGCCUCCCAGCAGCAGCCAGCAGCUGGCGCAGUGCAGCAUGGCCGCCAACUUCACCCCACCCAUGCAGCUGGCUGACAUCCCUGAGACCAGCAAUGCCAACCUUGGCUUAUAUGAGCGAAUGGGUCAGAGUGACUUUGGGGCUGGGCACUACCCACAGCCAUCUGCCACCUUCAGCCUUGCCAAACUGCAGCAGUUAACUAACACACUGAUUGACCAUUCAUUGCCUUAUAGCCACUCCGCUGCUGUGACCUCCUAUGCAAACAGUGCCUCUUUGUCCACACCACUAAGUAACACAGGGCUUGUUCAGCUCUCUCAGUCUCCACACUCCGUCCCUGGGGGAUCCCAAGCACAAGCGACCAUGACCCCGCCCCCUAACCUGACUCCUCCUCCCAUGAAUCUGCCGCCACCUCUCUUGCAGCGGAACAUGGCUGCUUCGAACAUUGGCAUCUCCCACAGCCAAAGACUGCAGACUCAGAUUGCCAGCAAGGGCCACGUCUCCAUGAGAACCAAGUCGGCAUCUCUGUCACCAGCCGCUGCCCCCCAUCAGUCACAGAUCUAUGGGCGUUCCCAGACUGUAGCCAUGCAGGGUCCGGCACGGACUUUGACGAUGCAGAGGGGCAUGAACAUGAGUGUGAACUUGAUGCCAGCGCCAGCCUACAAUGUCAACUCCGUGAACAUGAACAUGAACACUCUCAACGCCAUGAACGGGUACAGCAUGUCCCAGCCGAUGAUGAACAGCGGCUAUCACAGCAACCAUGGCUACAUGAAUCAAACGCCCCAGUACCCUAUGCAGAUGCAGAUGGGCAUGAUGGGAACCCAGGCAUACGCCCAGCAGCCAAUGCAGACCCCACCCCACAGUAACAUGAUGUACACAGCCCCUGGACACCACGGCUACAUGAACACGGGCAUGUCCAAACAGUCUCUCAAUGGGUCCUACAUGAGAAGGUAGGCAGCCCGGCAGCCCACAGAUCCCACUGGGCAGCUGCACUGUUGGAUUGAUCUGCACAAAUACCUUUGAAGAGUACGAUUUCAAAACCAGCAUUGGUGUGAAUGCAAAAACAUUGCUGGCACCAUUUAUUUAAAAAAAGAAAAAAAAAAGCUGUAUGCAGCAGAAAGCCUUAUACAAGUUGUUUUUCUUUUUUCCUUUUUCCUUUUUUGGUACCUUGGUUUCUGUUACUUUUAUAUAAAGUUCUCUGCAAAGGAAGGUCUCCCUUAGGACUACAGCUCGGCGGCAGGCACUCGUCUUUGUGCCUGCUUCCAUGAAACAGUGUGGAUACAAGCCCCGCCCCAAAUCACCUGUUUUACUAUUGAACCUGGAGCUUUUUCCUUCCUUGUCCACUCCAUGUAAAUGCCUUUAGCGUUUCAAUUCCUGUAUAUUUUGUUUAAGGUGACACUUACUUCAGCAUGCCGCUAAUGUCUUUGUUAGUGACAGUGCAUUUUGUAGUACUGUACAAGUGUUGUGCUAACAGUAAGCCAUUUCUUAAGUUUUUUGCCUUGAUUAGGGUACCCUAAUUUGAGGGUUAAAAAAAAAAACAACUCUAUUUUUGUUAAUUAUAAAACUGUAAAGAGCUAUGAGAGCUACCCCAUCUGGUUAGUCAAGGGGGUUUAUUGCUAAAUGUUGGCUGUAAAGUUGAGACCCUUUUCCAUUUUGGUGGCAGGUUCCUUUGGGGAAAGGCAGCUUUCUGUUUUAUAAAUGCACACUUCUGUUUAUUGAAUGAAGCAUAUCUCAGUGUUUAUCUGUCAGGUUUUGAAGCAUUUCAUAUAUGUCCAAAUACUUGGCAGGAUUUAAAAAAAAAAUAGUGAAUUUGGUGUAAAGUUGCUAUUUUAUGGAAAUGCCUCUAACUUUACAUUUUCAUUCCAUCUGUAGAUUUUUCUAUCUUUAUAAAAUAUUGGAGUUAUUUUUUAAGGAAAAAUAGAAAAGUAGCUUGUGAAUAGCUCAAACUAAGCUUACAAAUCGCAUGUAAAAAAGCAGAAAAGUUCUUUGUGUCUGUUUCUAUUGCUUCCUUUUGUAGCCUUUGUACCUAUCCAGGUGACAGUGAGGGCCAAGCAGAGGUGUAACCUUGUAUAAAAUAGGAGCCAGCAACACUCACGUAUUUAUCUGUUCUCUUUUUAGUCAGUUACUUCAAAAAAAGAAAGAAAAAACAAAAAAAGCUGUACAUUUUAACAUAAAAUAAAUUAUGAUGAGCCAUUUUUA